AUGGACGGUGGUACUAAUAGCGCAGAACCAAGCGAAGUUUCAAGUCCUUUGCUUUCCACAGAAUUACAAGCUUAUGCUGGUAACGAUGGGGUUGAGUGUGAGGAAAAGAGGCAGAAAGAAACUUGGUCGGUACCACCUAUUCUUAUACUUACCACCCUUGUUGCUGUUUCUGGUUCUUACGUUUUUGGGGCUGCUGUGGGAUAUUCGUCUCCUGCUCAAACUGGAAUCAUGGAUGAUCUCAAUUUCGGCGUGGCUGAGUAUUCACUUUUUGGAUCAAUACUGACAAUUGGAGCAAUGUUUGGUGCCAUCGUAAGUGGUAGACUAGCAGACUACGCAGGUCGACGAGCCGCUAUGGGCUUCUCCGAAGUAUUCUGCAUCUUGGGAUGGCUUGCCAUAGCAUUCUCAAAGGUUUACUACUUCAUAGACUUCAUCUCAUGUUUCUCAGAAGAUGCUUACAUGACAGUUGCAUAUGAUCCUGUUGGCUGGUGGCUUUAUGUUGGAAGGUUGUUGGUAGGGUGUGGGAUGGGCCUUCUAUCUUAUGUGGUACCAGUUUAUGUAGCUGAAAUAACACCCAAGAAUCUCCGAGGGGGAUUCACAUCAGUUCAUCAGUUAAUGAUUUGUUGUGGGGCAUCAUUGACUUAUCUUAUUGGAGCGUUCUUUAAUUGGCGGAUUUUGGCUCUAAUAGGAACUAUUCCGUGUCUUGUACAACUUUUGGGUCUAUUCUUUAUUCCCGAGUCUCCUAGGUGGUUGGCAAAAUUUGGUCACUGGGAAAAGAGUGAAUCUGUUCUACAGCGUCUUAGAGGAAAGAAUGCUGAUGUUUCUCAAGAAGCCACUGAAAUUAGAGAUUUUACCGAAGCCCUUCAGAGGGAAACAGAAGCUAGCAUUUUUGGCUUAUUUCAAUUGCAGUAUUUGAAAUCACUUACCGUAGGAGUUGGUCUGAUGAUACUACAACAGUUUGGAGGGGUUAACGGCAUUGUUUUUUAUGCAAGUUAUAUAUUCAUCUCUGCUGGAUUUUCGGGAAGUUUUGGAAUGAUAGCAAUGGUUGCUGUUCAGAUUCCAAUGACAACUUUGGGAGUACUUUUGAUGGAUAAAUCUGGGAGACGACCACUUCUGCUGAUCUCUGCAUCGGGAACAUGCUUAGGAUGCUUCCUUGCAGCCCUAUCAUUCUUCUUAAAGGACCUACAUAAAUUGAAGGAAGUCAGUCCCAUUCUGGCACUUGUUGGUGUACUGGUAUAUACAGGAUCAUUCUCUCUUGGCAUGGGGGGAAUCCCCUGGAUUAUAAUGUCUGAGAUAUUUCCCAUUAAUGUGAAGGGCUCUGCAGGAAGUCUUGUAACUUUGGUUAGCUGGCUGUGUUCUUGGAUUGUAUCAUAUGCCUUUAACUUCCUCAUGAGUUGGAGUUCAGCAGGAACUUUCUUCAUAUUCUCCACCAUAUGUGGCUUCACCGUUCUGUUCGUGGCACAACUAGUGCCGGAGACGAAGGGGCGCACACUAGAAGAAGUUCAAGCAUCCCUCAAGAGCUGA
Molecule: messenger RNA, 1521 nt
Organism: Sphenostylis stenocarpa
Lineage: Eukaryota; Viridiplantae; Streptophyta; Magnoliopsida; Fabales; Fabaceae
Source: the annotation of a GenBank genome assembly